This is a messenger RNA of Neoarthrinium moseri, 1125 nucleotides long. RefSeq lists its product as uncharacterized. The coding region runs from base 1 to 1125 and encodes 374 amino acids. Gene Ontology annotation, molecular function: transmembrane transporter activity. The transcript has 3 exons. Lineage: Eukaryota; Fungi; Ascomycota; Sordariomycetes; Amphisphaeriales; Apiosporaceae. Gene Ontology annotation, biological process: transmembrane transport. The record is from RefSeq and is a predicted model, not a curated record.
AUGAAGAGAAUCACCGUUACCGAAUCAAAUGACUCUGUUUGGAAUGGGCCACAAGACCCACGCAAACCAGCGAACUGGUCUUUCGCCCGGAAAUGGACCAUUGUUGUAACAACUUCGCUGGCUACCUUUAUUGUAUCGUUGGGCAGUAGCAUUUUCUCUGCAGCUAUACCCUUCGUUCAGGCGGAAUUUGGAGUAUCUAGCCAUGUGGCUCUCCUUGGUAUCUCCCUCUACGUGCUUGGGUUCGCAUUUGGGCCUAUGGUCUGGGGUCCUGCGUCCGAGCUUUACGGCAAAACUCGACCACUGUGGAUUGGCUACUUCUUUUUCUGCCUAUUACACAUACCAUGUGCGCUUGCUACUCAAAUUUCCGUGGUGCUGGUUUUCAGGUUUCUUAUCGGUCUUGCCGGCUCAUCGAUGCUGGCAAUUCUCGGCGGCAUGUACGUGGAUUUCCUGCUUCAUCCUACCGAACGAGGAAUAUCCACCGCUGUCUUUAGUGCGGCUACCUUUAGUGGCCCUUCACUGGGACCGAUAGUUGGUAACAUAGUAGCCACGCGCUGGGGUUGGAGAUUUACCAUUUGGGCAACCAUGGUAGGCGCCGCGGUUUUCGGAAUGCUGGCGUUCUUGUCCACCCCAGAAACGUCUGAGGUUGUUAUUGCCCGACGUAAGGCCCGGAAAGUCUAUAAGGAUACCGGCAACGAAAGCAUCCUCAGGCAGCUUCCAGAAGAAACCCCUAACACGUCCAUAUUUUGCCAAGUAUACUUGGCCAAACCUAUUCGCAUGAUCUGUCAGGAGCCAAUCUUAAUUUUCAUGACAAUAUAUAUGAGCGUCGUCUACGGAAUCAUAUACACAACAUUCACAAUGUAUCCGAUAGCGUUUACGAGUUAUAGAGGCUGGCCAUCGGUUCAGGCGAGCCUGCCAUUUCUUGGCAUACUAGUCGGCGUACUCUUGGCUUGUUGUAUGCUGGCAUACCACAAUAUUUACUACAUUCCCCUCCUUAUGCGACAAACAGAGGUUCAUGUGCCAGAGAGGCGACUCGUUCCUAUGAUCUUGGGCUCAGCAUCUUUUGGUUCGCCUGGACCUCCGACCCAUCUAUAUCAUGGAUACCUCAGGCGUGCUCUGGUAUUCUGA